AUGCGAAAAAAGUUCAACAGUGACUCGGAAUCGGAAAAUGAAAGCCAGAUUUCCACUAGUGUGAAAAAAAAGAAAAAGAAACAAAGUAUCCAAGACCCAGUGAGCUCUGAUCUGGAUAUCCCAUUCUCCGUGAAAAAUGUCCUCAGAAAAAUUGAGCAAUCGCAGCUCCUUCGAGCCAGAGAGGACAUUAAUAUGAAGCUGAUUGACACGAUAAACAAUGUACAGAGGAUAUUAACUCGCUAUACUAUUGAUUUUGAGGCAGCCGCUGGAAGAAAGGGCUCUGUUGUAGAGUAUUCAAAAAAACGAAGAGCUGUGUUUUUGGAGAAAAUAAGUACUUAUACUAAGGCUAUUGAUUAUAGAGAAAAGAUUCUUUCCUACCUUCUGAACUGGUUGGAAGAAUGGAAUGGCAUUUUGUCGGAGAUAACUUCAAUUGAUCUUGAUGACUACCACCACUGGGUAGCAAAAAUGGAGAUCUUACCAGAAACAUUAAAAGGAAUUGAUAACUGUGUCAAGAUACUGUGUAGAAUUUGUACAUCUUUAGUUGAAGAAAAGAAGAGACAAAAGAAAAAAACAUUAUCUAGAGGUACUCUAUGGAAAUCCUGGAAGGAAAGAGUUGUAAAGCGACCCGCAACAGCUCAUGCUUUAAGACCAGAUCAGAUGGUUAGUGAUCAAUUUGCAACAAAUACAAAGAUUUCUGAAAUUCAAGAAAUGCUACAGGAGCUCAUAGGCACAGCAAUGUUCAGCAAAUUAGAAAACAAUGCUAUUAAAUAUAUAUCAGCGACAAUAAUAAACCUUUAUAAAGCCUUGUCUAUGCUAAAUGAUGAAUUAAAAGCUCAUUCCCAAAGUGAUGAUGUAUUUCAAGAUGAAAGCAGAGAAGCAGAAAAAGAACUUUCCCUGAAGAUAAUAAAUCAACUCGGUGUGGAAAAUGAAAUGCUUCUUCUAAAACUUAAAAGUGAAGAACAAAAAUAUGAACAGCUUCUUCGAUCCAAACUUAAUAUAGAACAGACCACACACCCAGUCCUUAAAGCAUCAUCAGUGACCAAAAUUAUUGACAUACAGGGAAAUGUGGACAGUAUUUUAGCCAAAGAAUUUAAAAUUGUUAUAGAUGAAUCUGAAAGGAAAGAGACCAUAGGCACUGGGAUAAAGUGGGACUCAGUUAUCUCAUAUGCAGCCCAAGAUGAAAUGAUUCUAAGUUUAACUGGAGAGGAAGAGGAAGAGGAAGAGAAGGACAAUGAGGAAGAGAAAGAGACAGAGACAGAGACAGAGAAAGAGCUUUUACCCGAAGAAACACAGAAAAGGCCUUUUGAAGAUAUUACUGAAGAUGACAUAGCCCUGAAAAAAGAUGAGACUAGCCAAUAUCAAUCACAGAAAAUAAAACACUCAAAAAGUGCACGUCCACGUAAGACCUCUGAAUCAAGCAUAAGUAAAGAUGGGCAGAGCUUCUUAGAGGUCAAAUCUAGUCAAUAUGCUGAGCUACAGGCAGAAAAGAAAAAAACACCCUCUACCUUAGUCAAAUCAAAGUUAUCAACUGAAACAAAAAGCCAAGAUGUCAAAAGUGAAAAAAGUAGCAUGGUGGAAUUACCCAAAAAGAUAAAACAUGAAACCUCAUCUGGGAAAGGCAAGUCUUCUCCAGUGACGAAAGAAGAACUUACCACUGCUCUAAAAAUUACCACAAGCACAGAAGGAAAAACCGAGAAGACUGAAAAUCUCUUCACCAAACAUGCCUCACCUCACCCACUUCCUUCAAGGACUACAGACGGCAAAAGUGAACAAAGUAAUGUAGAAUCAUUUCACAAAGCUAUAUUGGCAUUCUUAAGAGAGAAAAUUGACAAUAUUGGAAAGCCUUUUGAUAAAAAGAGUGGGAUAAAGGAAGGAGAAUUACCAAAAAGAGAAGUUGAAAAAUUAGGAAUCAUAAAGGCAAAUAUGGAGGAAUAUUUUCAAAAUGUGGCUGAAACUGUGACUGCAACAUUGAGGAAAUACAAAAAUAUAAAAAAGGAAGAAAAAAUUGGAGAGACAUCUAUGACAGAAAAACCAGGAGUCCCAGUUACACCAGGAUUAGAUUUUCAUGCGAAGUCUGAAAUGAGGUCCUUCCUCGCAAAUGAAAACUUAGACCCAAUAAUUAGCAAUUUUAUACAAAUGAUUUGGGAUGAAGUGGAAAGUGAAAGACAUAUUCCAAUGGUUUUGACAGAAAAGAAAAGGGAGAAAGAUGACCAAGAGAAGCCCAAGCAGGAGCAGUCAGAAAAAUGGAAACAAACAAGCAGAGAACAAAGGGGCCCUGAAAAGAGGGAGGAGGAAAGAGUAGAGAUGAAAGAAUCCAAGCAAACAAUUAAAGAACAAAAGGUGCCUGAAGAGAAAAAAGGGAGAGAGAAGAGAAGGCGGUCAUCACUGAAAGUGAAGGGUGAGAAGUCAAAGUCUCAGAUAGUGAUAGAGCGCACAGACAGCAAAAAGCAGAUCAAGGCAAAGAAUAAGGAGAAACAUACUGAUGUACUGCAAACUAUGGUUACUCAAACGCAAGUGACAUUAACUCCUAGGUCAAAGAAACAAAUAACAACUGCUCUACCAUCACCUGUCUGGCAAGAAAUGGAAGACCAAAAUGAAUUUGAGAAAUCAGAGAGAGUUUCUACUGGAAAGCAUUCCUUACAAGUCACUUCUUCAGCUCCCAGGCACUCGGUAGCAUUAGAGCGCCUCAAGAUUUCUGCAGCUGUCCAUAGAAAUUCCACUACUCUUACUCCUAAGGCCAAAGGACGAAAACCCACUCUCACUCCUCAGCAGAUUGAGAAGAUAAAGCUCACCUCUACCUCUGAGAGAUCUCCAAGUAUGAGUGUAUCCACUUCUAAACAGGCACAGGAAUCAGGGAUCACACUCACUCUGGAACAAAAUCAAAUACCGAGGGCCCCCAUUACCCCUAAGAAGGAAAAGAUACAAAAGCAAUUUAUAACAUCAGAAAAGAGCCAGGCAAUGCAGAGCCCAAUGGUGACUACACAGGCCCAGGCUCAAGGGAUCACUCUCACUCCACAGCAGCCGCAGGCUCAAGGAAUCACUCCUACCUCUCAGCAGGCCAAGACCCAGGGGAUCACUCCCACCUCCCAGCAGGCCCAGGCUCAGGGGACCACUCUCACCUCUCAGCAGGCCCAGGCCCUGGGAAUCACUCUUACUCAUGAGCAGGCUCAGGACCUGGGGACCACUUUCCCCCCUCAGCAUGCCCAGCCCUUGGGAAUCACUCUUACUCCACAGGAGGACCAGGCUCAAGGGAUCACUCUUACCAGUCAGCAGGCCCAGGCCCUGGGAAUCACUCUUACUCCUGAACAGGCCCAGGCUCAAGGGAUCACUCUCACCCCUCAGCAGGCCCAGGCUCUGGGGGUCACUCUCACCCCCCAGCAGGUCCAAGCUCAAGGGAUCACUCUUAUUCCUCAGCAGGCCCAGGCCUUGGGGAUGAGUCUCACCCCUCAGCAGGCCCAGGCUCUAGGGAUCACUCCCACCCCUCAGCAGGCCCAGACUCUGGGGAUCAGUCUCACUCCCCAGCAGGCCCAGGCUCAAGGGAUCACUCUUACCCCUCAGCAGGCCCAGGCCUUGGGGAUCAGUCUCACCCCCCAGCAGGCCCAGGCCUUGGGGAUCAGUCUCACCCCUCAGCAAGCCCAAGCUCAAGAGAUUACUCUCACUCCUCAGCAGGCCCAGGCUCUGGGGAUCACUCUCACCCCUCAGCAUGCCCAAGCUCAAGAAAUCACUCUCACUCCCCAGCAGGCUCAGGCUCUGGGGAUUACUCUCACUCCUCAGCAGGCCCAAGCUCAAGGGAUCACACUCACCCUUCAACAGGCCCAGGCCAUGGGGAUCAGUCUCACCCCCCAGCAAACCCAAGCCAUGGGGAUUACUCUCACCCCUCAGCAAGCCCAAGCUCAAGGGAUCACUCUCACUCCUCAGCAGGCCCAGGCCAUGGGGAUUACUCUCACCCCUCAGCAAGCCCAAGCUCAAGAGAUCACUCUCACUCCUCAGCAGGCCCAGGCCAUGGGGAUUACUCUCACCCCUCAGCAAGCCCAAGCUCAAGAGAUCACUCUCACUCCUCAGCAGGCCAAGGCCAUGGGGAUUACUCUCACCCCUCAGCAAGCCCAAGCUCAAGAGAUCACUCUCACUCCUCAGCAGGCCCAGGCCAUGGGGAUUACUCUCACCCCUCAGCAAGCCCAAGCUCAAGAGAUCACUCUCACUCCUCAGCAGGCCCAGGCCAUGGGGAUUACUCUCACCCCUCAGCAAGCCCAAGCUCAAGAGAUCACUCUCACUCCUCAGCAGGCCAAGGCCAUGGGGAUUACUCUCACCCCUCAGCAAGCCCAAGCUCAAGAGAUCACUCUCACUCCUCAGCAGGCCCAGGCCAUGGGGAUUACUCUCACCCCUCAGCAAGCCCAAGCUCAAGAGAUCACUCUCACUCCUCAGCAGGCCCAGGCUCUGGGGAUUACUCUCACCCCUCAGCAAGCCCAGGCCAUGGGGAUUACUCUCACCCCUCAGCAAGCCCAAGCUCAAGAGAUCACUCUCACUCCUCAGCAGGCCCAGGCUCUGGGGAUCACUCUCACUCCCCAGCAGGCCCAGACUCAAGGGAUCACUCUCACCCCUCAACAGGCCCAGGCCUUGGGGAUCACUGUCAGCCCCCAGCAGGCCCAGGCUCAAGGGAUCACUCUUACACCUCAGCAGGCCCAGGCUCUGGGAAUCCAUCUCUCUCCCCAGCAGGCUCAGACUCAAGGGAUCACUCUCCCCCCACAGCAGGUCCAGGCCCUAGGGAUUACUCUCACCCCCCAGCAAGCCCAAGCUCAAGAGAUCACUCUCACUCCUCAGCAGGCCCAGGCUCUGGGGAUCACUCUCACUACCCAGCAGGCCCAGACUCAAGGGAUCACUCUCACCCCUCAACAGGCCCAGGCCUUGGGGAUCACUGUCAGCCCCCAGCAGGCCCAGGCUCAAGGGAUCACUCUUACACCUCAGCAGGCCCAGGCUCUGGGAAUCCAUCUCUCUCCCCAGCAGGCUCAGACUCAAGGGAUCACUCUCCCCCCGCAGCAGGUCCAGGCCCUGGGGAUUACUCUCACCCCCCAGCAAGCCCAAGCUCAAGAGAUUUAUCUCACUCCCCAGCAGGCCCAGGCUCUGGGGAUCACUCUUACCCCUCAGCAGGCCCAAGCUCAAGAGAUCACUCUCACUCCCCAGCAGGCCCAAGCUCAAGGGAUCACUCUCACUCCCCAGCAGGCCCAAGCUCAAGGGAUCACUCUCACCUCUCAGCAGUCCCAGGCCAUGGGGAUCAGUCUCACCACCCAGCAAGCCCAAGCUCAAGAGAUCACACUCACCCCUCAACAGGCCCAGGCCUUCGGGAUCACUCUCAUUCCUCAGCAGGCCCAGGCUGAAGACACUACCUUUCUUACUGAGAAACCUCACAUUUGGGGGGUCAGGUUAACAAAUGAAGAGGCCCAGGUAUUACCAGUUCCUUUUACUCUGGAGCAAGUCCAAAGACUGAAAGUUCCCAUUACCCCUUCGUAUACUCAGGUACCUACAAGGCUUGCCACUUCUGAAGAGACCCCAGAAAUGCAAAUGCCACAAAGUACUAGACAGGCCCAGAUAUUUGGGGUUUCAUUUCCCCAAAGACAGGCUGAAGCAUCUGAAGUCACCAUCACACCAGAGCAGAUGGAGGCAUUUGGCUCCACCUUUUCUCUGAAGCCGGUUCAGGCAUUGUGGCCAUCUCUCACUUCUGUUCAAGAACAAUCAUUGGAAGUCUCUAGCACCUCAAGAAAGAUCCAGUCAUUGAAGGAUGAUCUUGUCCAAGAAAAGACACAAGCAUUGAUGCUCACUCCUGAGAAAGCCCAGACUUUAGGUACCAAACUUACCCACGAACAAGCUCAAAAAGCUGUUAUCACUCUCACCUCUGAGCAGGCACUAGAAUUAGAAGUCCCUCUCACUGAAGAACAGGCCUCAAAACUGGGAGUUUCUUUCACUCCAGAAGAGCCUCAAGAAGCAUCAAGCAUUAAGCAGUUGCUACCCUUGUCAGUUACUUCCUCUCAUCAACAGGCUCAGGCAUUUCCUACUCCUCUGACGUUGGAAAAGUCUGCCAUAUUGGUACCUUCUACUCUUAGAUCAUUUGAGGAAUUGAAGACUUUCCUCUCGACUGGGCAACCCAGUAUACCAACUUUAUCUCCAAGUCUUAAGCAGUCCCUGCUAUCAUCUAUUGCUCAGAAGUCCUCUAUAUUUGAGAUAUCUCCUCCUCCUUUGCCUCCUCUCACUCAGGCCCCUAGAAAACACCUAGAAAAAAGUGCUCCUUUGGUUUCUACAAAGCUCCUGGCACCAGAGACCUUUCCUAUGUCUAGAAAGAUCCCAACAUAUACAGGUCAAACCACUCCUUCACCAUCCCCAAGAGCAGAGGUCCCUUCCCAAUUUGAGCAGCUCCCAAUAUCUGGGGCUCCUGUCAUUCCAAAGCAGUUCCUGACUCCCCAGCCUCCUUUGAGAUCAGAGGCCCCUCUAACUGGAGGACUACCUCUUGUAUCUGGAGUCCCACUUACUUCUGGACAGAUUCCCAGAUUGUUGGCUCCUCUUUCCCCUGGACAGCCCUUGAUUCCUGGGGCCCCUUCCAUCUCCAGAGAGCUCCUAGAAUCUGGACUCUUAGCUUUCUCAGACCAAACCCAGGUGUUACAGACUCCUGCUUACACUGAGCGAUCUUCCUAUGUUCAGACUCCUACCCUUGGGCAAGUUUCCCCAUUAUUGAUAUCUCCCAUCAUGGGGCAUCCCUCUACACAACGGACUCUCCCAACCCCUGAAAAGCCCAAGACAGUCCUUUUCUCUUCGGCAACUCAAAAAAAAUUGGCUUCUCUGAAACCUAAAUCAGCUCAUCCAAGGGCUUCAGAUUUCAAGGUAUCUAGAGCUCCUUUCACUGCUAAGAAGACUGAAAUAUCAGAUGUCUCUGACACUUCAGAAGUAACCUGGAUGACCCCUGAACUAUCCCAGUCCUACCUCACUGGUUAUAGGCCACCAGUUUUACAAACCUCUUAUAUUGAUGAAGCAGCCCUCCCCACUCUCAGAAAGCCUGUAAAAUCACCACCUCACCUACCUAAAACAUUACAGAUCUCAUCUUCUGAAUGGGACCUGAAAUCCCUACUGCCCUCUAUGGACAAGCCCGGGAUUAUAACUUCAGCCAAGAUCUUAGUGCCUCCUUCCUCUCCCCAAGACCUUGAAGAGAAGAGGUAUUUUGUUGAUGUGGAGGCUCAGAGGAAGAACCUGAUACUAUUAAGUCAGGCUACAAAAACUUUUGGACUCUCUGAAGAACAAUACAUAACAGCUCGGAAUCUCAUAACUGAGAUACUUCAUAUGGACACAGUUCAGCUGGGGUACCUAUUUCGCAAGUACAUUGCCUACAGACUGAUCCAGUAUGCCAGAAACAAUAUAAUCAAACGAUUAAAAGCCAUCCAGAAUACUGGGAAAGGUUAUGAGGUUCAAGACCUUUACAUCAUGCUGAGCAGAAUUGAUGACUACCAGAAAAAAGUGAUGUGGGUCUGGACUAAGAAACAGAAGUCUCUAGAGCAGAAACGAUAUCAGUGCCUGAAGAAAAUGAUGAGUUUAUUUACCCAGCUCCAACAGAUGUAUAAAUUGAAACUUAGUCAACCUAUCCCAGUGAUCACUGACAAGAAGCUGAUACCCAAAGUUACUGAAUUUGUCCGACAGCCAUACAAGUUUCUAAUUGGAGAAUACAAAAGAUCUGAUGUUUUCAAGGAACUUGGAAAACAAGAAGAGAUGGAAGCCAUCUGGAAUUCUGAUUUGUCCACUUCAAGCUACCCAAUAACAGAGAAGACAUCCAUACACUCAGUCUGGGCCAUGCUGGGAGGUUACCCAGACAUUCCUAAACUGCUCGAGUUAGAUAUCCAAUCUACCUUAAGAAAAUCUCUUGCUAACAUUCAAUCACAGUAAGUAAAGGAUGGGGAGUAUUCUGGUAGUAGGCUUUUGUUUGCCCAACUAGACGUUCUUCUGAGGCACCAGAGAGGUACCAAGAGUAAAUGUUUGGUAUGAAGUUAGUUUCACAUCACUUACAAAAAUAGCACAUGAAAUUUCU
Molecule: messenger RNA, 8059 nt
Organism: Perognathus longimembris pacificus (Pacific pocket mouse)
Lineage: Eukaryota; Metazoa; Chordata; Mammalia; Rodentia; Heteromyidae
Gene: Fam186a
Product: family with sequence similarity 186 member A
Exons: 11
Coding region: 1-7917 (2638 amino acids)
Source: RefSeq, a predicted model, not a curated record